AUGUAAGAUAGUGAAGCAAAUAAAUCAUCCAAAAAUAUAGAGAAACCUUAACUAUAUAAAUGGAGAUGGGUGAUGCUGAUUUUAUUUACUUUGGCUGUGUUUAUGAAUAGUAUACCAGGAGAAAUUUAUGUUCCACCUUCAGCUGAAAUUUAAGAGAUUUAUUCUGAAAGUGAAACAAUGAUAACUCUUGCUUAAACUAGUUACGUGAUUAUGCAUCCAAUUUUAUCAAUUCCUUGUUCAUAGUGUAAUUCUGAUAAAAUCAUAAUUAGUUAUUGUAAAAUAUGGAUGGGCUUCAGCAACAAAUAUAGGUGUAGCAUUAACAAUAGGAGGGAGCUUAAUAAAAUUACUUGUUAAUCAAACAGGGUAAUUAAUUUAUAGAAUCAUAUAGAUUUUUUAUUAUUGUACUUGGUUAAGCACUAAUUGGAGCGGGAAAGCCAUUUAUUUUAAAUGCUCAAGCUUCUAUGGCAUAGAACUGGUUUUAUCCAGAAUCAAGACCUUCAAUUAUUAUAGCUUUAAAUGUUCUUAAUUUAAUAUCCAAUGUCGUAACUUUAAUGAUACCAGGAAAAUGGAUAUUUAGAAAUUAUGAAUAUGAAAAUACAAAUGAAUCAAUUACAUAAGGAAAAGAUUUAGUUAAUUAAUUAAAUAUGGUUUGUCUAUUUAUGACACUGACAUUAGUCCCUUGCUUUGUAUUUUUAAGAAGUGUUGCACCUACUCCACCAUCUGCAUUAGUCUAAUAAGAAGAGAAGAAAAUUAACACCAAGAAAACUAUGUUAAAAAUACUCUCAAAUCAUAACUUUUAAUGUUGUUUACUAGCAUAUUCAGUUUAUUUAGGAUUAGUUAAAUGUUUAGUUUUGAUAUUACCUUAUCUUAUAAGACCAGCAGGAUAUGGAAAAGGUGAGGUAUCAAUAGCUGGAUCUAUUGCUAUGGCUUCUGCAGCAUUGAGCUAAUCUACAUUAGCAGCUUUCAUAUAAAAAUUUAAAAAUGUCAAAACUUAACUAAUAAAAGUUCUAAUGAUUAUAUCAACAGGAUCUUUAGGUGUUUUCUAUUUAUCUAUUACAAAUGGUAAUUUAAUUUUCAUUUACUUUGCUAUUGGAUUAGUUGGAUUCUUUAUAAUGCCUAUAGCACCUGUCCUAAUGGAUAUAAGUUGUGAUGUAGUUUUUCCAAUUAGUCCAAGCUAUGCUAUAGGAAUUAUGUAUAUAGGAUCUUAAUUAUUACUGGUUAUCUUCACUCAAGUUGAAGCUGUCAUAGUAGGUGGUGCCAACAGUACUAUGACAAGGGUCACUAUCACAUUAAUUUUAGAUAUGGGAUUACAAUUAUUAGGCCUAUUUUUAUUCUCCUUCAUUAGAAUUAAUAAAGGAGGGGUUACAUAAUCAACUGUAAUUUAUUUAUAUUAAUAUUAGCAUGUUAUUUCACCUAUAGAUGUUUAAGAAUCUUUAGUCUAGGGAAGAUCUUUAUUUUAAAAAGGCUAAGCCUUCUCUUCAUCUUAUGUUGGAAGCUCAUUUUUCAAUGCUUAAGCAUCUAUAGCCUUUAUUGGUACUACUCCUACUGCACCUUAUACUGAUUAUGAAAAAGAUUAAAAAUAACCUAUUUUCACAUCAGAAAUUGUUUAAUGGUAAAAUGGUGAUAUUAAUUAACAGGAUUAGAUUAAAUAAUAAUGAGUAUAC
Messenger RNA from Paramecium sonneborni, 1664 nucleotides. The record is from the annotation of a GenBank genome assembly. NCBI's taxonomy places the organism in Eukaryota, Ciliophora, Oligohymenophorea, Peniculida, Parameciidae.